GGUUCGGAGUUCAGAGGUUGCCAACCAGAAAACAAGAUGGCUGCAGUCAUGAUGAGCCAUAAGCACUGCUGAGCUCAUUUACGCGGAUAAUAUAUCAGAAUAAAGUGGUCGUGUUCUUGUACUUUAUCCGGGGUUUUCCCCCUACACGAAAUGCGGACACGAAUGGCGCUUAUGUACAGUUUGUUAUGGCGGCUAUUACUGAUUCUCGUUCACGUCAACAGAGCGCUCUUCUCUUGGCUCCACGUCCGCAUCCAGAGCUGGAAGGGCCGGCUGUGGGAGCGAGCAGCGACCGUCCUGCUGUUGCCGAUAUCUCUAGUUGGAUUUCCAGACUUUCAGAAUAAUCUGAAUCAUGGCCCAGAUGCUAAUGUUAAACCGAUAACUGAAAAGCGCACCGGCGGUGGCCGGUCACGGUGUCUGUCUGACGGAAAGUCCCUGAAGAAGAUACCGGUCCAUAUCGGCCUGUUGGUUGCGGAAGAAGAGCCCAGUUAUCCGGACAUAGCAAACGUGGUGGUGUGGUGUAUGGCUGUCGGCAUAUCCUAUGUUAGCGUGUAUGAUAAUCACGGUGUUUUUCAGAAGAACAACUCUCGUCUACUCGAGGAAAUAAAAAGGCAGCAACAGGAUCUGCUGGGUGUUGAUGGAUCUAUGCACAGUGUGGAGUUCCUGAGCAGUGGUAGUGACCAACACCAGCACAAUGUUGUGUCCUGCAGGCCCACAGUGAGGGUGCUGUCUCCUGACGAUGGGAAGCAGAGCAUUGUCCAUGUAGCACAGCAGCUCUGCCGCUCUGUGGAAAACAAGGAAAGGAGCUUCAAAGACAUUAAUGUUUCCAUGCUAGACCUGCUUCUCAGAGAAUCAAAGAAUAUUCCAGACCCUGAGUUGGUGGUGAAGUUUGGUCCUGUGAACAGCACACUGGGCUUCCUCCCCUGGCACAUCAGGCUCACAGAGUUCAUCUCCCUGCCAUCCCACAGAAAUAUCUCGUAUGAGGACUUGUUGGGUGUCCUGCAGCGGUACGGGGCUUGUCAGCAGCGGCUCGGACAGUGAUAUUAAAUACACAAGUGUGGGCUUUACACAGCCAGGACAUCCUGGACAGGUAAUGACUACCGUCCCUCAUUACUCGUCGGCUCAGCUAUGCCCAUCUGCUGGACCUCUAAUACAACAAGACAUUUCAAAUAUAUGGAAACCAGGAAACAUAGCCAGCCAAUCUUUACCACCAGCUUGUCUUCUAAUGAAUUCACAUUCCAGGACUCAUGGAACAUGCUCGGUAAAACAAGAAAAAAUGGCACUGACGUAAGACUGUCUCCACAGACUCGGUGGUCCUAACACCCUUGUUUGUUUCAUUCUUUCUCCAGCUGUCAUUUACUGCUGAUGGAAAAAUUGCCUUCACAUAGACUAUAAAGAAAAAACAAAUCUUUGUAUGCAAGCUGCAUCACAAGGAAAUAUAGCAGCAGUUUAGGGGCAUGCAGCACAGGAGCUGAACAGCAGAGUGGCUAAUGUGUAAAUAUGAGAAAUUCCUGUAGCUCUGUUUGUCUCUGUGGCCUCCAGCUUGCAGUCAUGUUCAUGUGUAGUGUUGUUUCAUGCACAUACAGACGGUUGUUCAACAUUGUUUUUGGUCUGAAAUAAAGAAAUGCACUGUGUGUA
Molecule: messenger RNA, 1635 nt
Organism: Haplochromis burtoni (Burton's mouthbrooder)
Lineage: Eukaryota; Metazoa; Chordata; Actinopteri; Cichliformes; Cichlidae
Gene: nus1
Product: NUS1 dehydrodolichyl diphosphate synthase subunit
Exons: 5
Coding region: 151-1038 (295 amino acids)
Cellular component (GO): endoplasmic reticulum membrane; dehydrodolichyl diphosphate synthase complex
Molecular function (GO): ditrans,polycis-polyprenyl diphosphate synthase [(2E,6E)-farnesyl diphosphate specific] activity
Source: RefSeq, a predicted model, not a curated record